AUGCCAGACUACAAUGCAUGGUCGCAUCCCGACACAGCAGCAUUCGAUUUCCGCGGAGAUGUCCGAACAAGACCGACCGCAGCGAUGCUGGAGGCUCUCUCUAAUGCCAGCCUCGAGGACGAUGUCUCAGGCACGGAUACUACAACAAACGAGCUGCAAAAUUACAUGGCUCAUUUGACUUCCAAACCAGCUGGCUUGUUCGUCCUGUCCGGCACCAUGGGAAACCUCGUUUCCAUACGCAGUCUCCUCACGCAACCGCCAUACGCAAUACUUUGCGACGCGCGUGCACACAUUCUCAACAACGAGUCUGGAGGAGUAUUUGCCUUGACUGGAGCGAUCCCGCAGGUCGUACAGCCGGCCAAUGGACGGUUUCUGACUCUCGACGAUGAUAUUAUUCCUCGUAUUCAAGUCGAUAACGGCAAGCAGAUACACAAAGCUCCUACACGGAUCAUAGCGCUUGAAAACACGCUUAAUGGGAUGGUUAUGCCGCUAUCUGAAAUUCGACGCAUUUGCAACUACGCGCACAAGCAUGGUAUUUUAGUCCAUUUGGACGGUGCACGACUCUGGGAAGCCAUUGCUGCAGGGGAAGGAUCUUUAUCAGACUAUGGUCCAUUGUUUGAUACGAUCACUCUCUGCUUUGCAAAGGGUCUGGGAGCGUCUGCUGGCGCGGUCGUGGUCGGAAGUGAGGCUGUUAUUCGCCAUGCACGUUGGAUUAGGCAGAGUAUCGGAGGGGGGGUGCGCCAACCAGGUCCGCUGUGCGCUGCAGCACGAGUCGCUGUUGAACAGACCUUCUGUGGAGGUCUUCUUCAGAGGACCCAUGGCAUAGCUAGGGAUAUUGCGGCUGAGUGGCAGAAACACGGAGGCAGACUGACAUUUCCGACAGAAACAAAUAUGGUCUGGUUCAAUUUUAACGGAUUGGGUUUUACUUUGGAGGAUCUCGUCAAAGAAGCAGCGACAAGGGGGGUUUUGAUUUCGCGUGAUCGCUUGGUGGUGCAUUAUCAAAUAUGUGAGGAAGCAAUAGAAUCCCUCAAGAAAUCGAUAGAAGUAUUGUUCUCAAGGUUUCAGGAGACUCGCGAGAUUGCGUAG
Molecule: messenger RNA, 1086 nt
Organism: Talaromyces atroroseus
Lineage: Eukaryota; Fungi; Ascomycota; Eurotiomycetes; Eurotiales; Trichocomaceae
Exons: 3
Coding region: 1-1086 (361 amino acids)
Biological process (GO): L-threonine catabolic process; glycine biosynthetic process
Cellular component (GO): cytosol
Molecular function (GO): L-allo-threonine aldolase activity
Source: RefSeq, a predicted model, not a curated record